Messenger RNA from Drosophila bipectinata, 1095 nucleotides. RefSeq names its product eukaryotic translation initiation factor 3 subunit g1 (gene eIF3g1). NCBI's taxonomy places the organism in Eukaryota, Metazoa, Arthropoda, Insecta, Diptera, Drosophilidae. Gene Ontology annotation, molecular function: translation initiation factor activity; RNA binding. The record is from RefSeq and is a predicted model, not a curated record. Gene Ontology annotation, cellular component: eukaryotic translation initiation factor 3 complex; cytoplasm.
GUAAUAACACUGGCCUCUGGUCACACUCUUUUCGUUGUGCUGAACCCCGUUCGCUUACUCGUGGCGAAAUUUUGCAUUUUCCGUACGCUCUCAAUUUGUGCAGCAAAACAAAAUGCCGGGCAUUGAAACGAUCAAAUCCUCGUGGGCCGAUGAGGUGGAGCUGGAUUACGGCGGCCUGCCGCCUACAACUGAGACCGUGGAGAAUGGCCACAAAUAUGUGACGGAAUACAAGUACAACAAGGAUGACAAGAAGACCAAGGUGGUGCGAACGUACAAGAUAUCCAAACAGGUGGUGCCCAAAACGGUGGCCAAGCGUCGCACCUGGACAAAGUUCGGUGAAUCCAAAAACGACAAGCCCGGCCCGAACUCCCAGACGACGAUGGUGUCCGAAGAGAUCAUCAUGCAGUUCCUCAACUCCAAGGAGGAUGAGAAGGCCAACGACCCGCUGCUGGAUCCCACAAAGAACAUCGCCAAGUGCCGUAUUUGCAACGGCGAGCAUUGGUCGGUCAACUGUCCGUACAAGGGCACCGCCAUGGACACGAAUCUGAUGGAGAAGAAGGCCACCGCUGCUGCCGCCGCUGCUGUGGAUGCGCCCAAGUCUGGCAAGUAUGUGCCACCGUUCCUCAAGGACAGCGUUGGCAAGGUCGGCAUGGGUAUGCGAGGACGCGACGACACCGCUGCAAUCCGUAUCUCUAACCUUUCCGAGUCGAUGACCGAGGCGGAUCUGGAGGAGCUGGUGAAGAAGAUUGGACCCCAGAGCAAGAUGUACCUGGCCCGCGACAAGAACACCGGUCUCUGCAAGGGCUUCGCCUACGUUCACUUCAAGCAGCGCAAGGAUGCGGCUGCCGCCAUCGAAAUCCUCAACGGUCACGGCUACGACCAUCUGAUUCUGAGUGUGGAAUGGUCCAAGCCCCAAAAUAAUUAGGUUUUCGUUGUCCGUGUCCAUUCUUCUACAACCUGUUUUCCACCCCCACUCCCCGCCCUGUCACUACUGCUUAUAGGAGUUUUAGGAUCGAUCAUAUAAUAUGUCCUUAAUCUAUAAGUUUGCUGCAAAAAUAAAUGAAAAACAAACUGCCCCGAAGGGGGCAUCGAAAA